Molecule: messenger RNA, 6692 nt
Organism: Pygocentrus nattereri (red-bellied piranha)
Lineage: Eukaryota; Metazoa; Chordata; Actinopteri; Characiformes; Serrasalmidae
Product: rab GTPase-activating protein 1
Exons: 27
Coding region: 165-3359 (1064 amino acids)
Source: RefSeq, a predicted model, not a curated record
GUGCAGGUUCCGCUGUUUGUGUUUACGGCGGUUCUGCUGCUAAAGCUGGGCGAUGUUAUGUCAAAUUUCUCCGGAAUAAAAAUAUAUAAACCCUCUUCUCUUGAAACAGGUGAUUUAGCUCAUUAAACCCCAUUCAUGAGUGCGUUGGGCUCCGUUUAGCAGUCAUGGAUGACAUGGCCUCCGUGGGGAAAAUUAGUGCCUCCUCCGACUCGGUUUCCACCCUAAACAGCGAGGACUUUGUCCUGGUGUCCCGCCUCGGGGACGAGACCCCCUCCACUAAUAACGGCAGUGACGAUGAAAAGACAGGCCUGAAGGUGAUUUCUGAAGAAGGGGUCAGCUUUAAGAUUGUGGGGAACGGCAGUGAACAGCAGUUGCAGAGGGAGCUGGAGGAUGUGCUUAUGGACCCGUCAGUGGCUGAGGUGACUCCCGGACCACACCAUGUGGGUGAGGGGGACCAUGGCUACCCCACCACUGCAGCACCACCACAGCCAGGCCCUGCACCCCCAAAGCUGGAUAUGGUGUUGCCUGUUCAGGGAGCACAAGAGGAUGAUGGGUCAGUGUCGAGCCCUGGUACACCCGUGCCAGAUGAGGACAGUGUGGUGUUCAGUAAGCUGACCUAUCUGGGCUGUGCGUCGGUGAAUGCCCCCCGCAGUGAGGUGGAGGCUCUGCGUAUGAUGAGCAUCCUGCGCAGCCAGUGCCAAAUGCCGCUCGAUGUCACCCUCUCUGUGCCUGGAGUCUCGGAGGGAACUGUCAGGCUCCUGGACCCUCAGAGCAGCACUGAGAUCUCUAACUACCCCAUCUAUAAGAUCCUUUUUUGCGUACGCGGUCACGAUGGAACACCAGAGAGUGACUGUUUUGCUUUUACCGAAAGCCACUACAAUGCUGAGAUCUUCCGCAUCCACGUCUUCCGCUGUGAGAUCCAAGAGGCAGUCAGCCGAAUUCUCUACAGCUUCGCCACAGCUUUCCGGCGGUCGGCCAAUAAGGCACCGCUCUUGACACAGGCUCCACCUCUCACGCCAGACAGUGACGUUUUCACAUUCACCGUCAGUCUGGAGAUCAAAGAGGAUGAUGGGAAAGGAACCUUCAGUGCAGUGUCAAAGGACAAGGACAGACAGAGCUUCAAGCUUCGUCCUGGAAUGGACAAGAAGAUUGUUAUCUACGUCCAGCAGACAUCUAACAAAGAACUGGCCAUUGAGAGGUGUUUCGGUUUGCUCCUAAGUCCAGGCAAAAAUGUCCGGAACAGUGAUAUGCACCUGCUAGAUCUGGAGUCAAUGGGAAAGAGUUCAGAUGGUAAAUCUUACAUCAUCACGGGGAGUUGGAAUCCCAACACGCCUCAGUUUCAGGCUGUCAAUGAAGAAACACCCAAAGAUAAGUUUAUGUACAUGACAACGGCAGUGGACCUGGUGAUCACAGAGGUAGAGGAGCCAGUGCGUUUCCUUUUGGAGACACGUGUCAGAGUCUGUUCACCCACCGACAGGCUCUUCUGGCCUUUCAGCAAACGCAGCUACACUGAGACCUUCUACUUAAAACUACGACAGCUGGAGCGGAAGAGUAACACAGAUACGCUCUAUGAGGUGGUGAGUUUGGAGAGUGAGACGGAGAGAGAGAGGAAGAAAACCACGGCAAGCCCCGGCAUCCUGUCCUCUGCAUCCCACGGCUCUAUGGUGCCCUCGCCGCCCGAGGACGAUGAGGAGGAAGACAAUGAUGAGCCAUUGCUGAGUGGUUCUGGUGACGUGUCUAAAGAAUGCGCUGAGAAGAUUCUGGAGACGUGGGGAGACCUGCUGUCUAAAUGGCAUAUGAAUCUGGCGGUGCGGCCCAAGCAGCUACCAGCACUUGUACGCAGUGGUGUCCCAGAAGCCCUCAGGGGGGAGGUGUGGCAGCUCCUGGCUGGUUGCCAUAACAACGAUCACCAGGUGGAGGAGUACCGGACACUCAUUACAAAGGAGUCUCCUCAGGACAGUGCCAUCACUCGAGACAUUAAUCGCACAUUUCCAGCACAUGACUACUUCAAGGACACAGGAGGGGAUGGUCAAGACUCGCUGUACAAAAUCUGUAAGGCAUACUCGGUGUAUGAUGAAGAGAUUGGCUACUGUCAGGGUCAGUCCUUCCUGGCUGCCGUACUGCUGCUACACAUGCCUGAGGAGCAGGCAUUCAGCGUUCUGGUGAAGAUCAUGUUUGACUACGGUCUCAGGGAGCUCUUCAAACAGAACUUUGAAGACCUGCACUGCAAGUUCUUUCAGCUGGAGAGACUCAUGCAGGAAUACAUUCCAGACCUGUACUCUCACUUCUUAAGCAUAGGCUUGGAAGCACACAUGUACGCCUCCCAGUGGUUCCUAACUCUUUUUACAGCCAAGUUCCCUCUCUACAUGGUCUUUCACAUCAUCGACCUGCUGCUAUGUGAGGGUAUCAGUGUCAUAUUUAAUGUGGCUCUGGCAUUACUCAAGACGUCUAAGGAUGACCUGCUGCAGGCAGAUUUUGAGGGGGCGCUGAAGUUCUUCCGUGUGCCCGUGCCCAAACGGUACCGCUCUGAAGAGAAUGCUAAGAAACUCAUGGAGCUAGCAUGUAGCAUGAAGAUCAGUCAGAAGAAGCUGAAGAAGUAUGAGAAGGAAUACCACACAAUGCGAGAACAGCAAGAGCAGCAGGAGGCCCCCAUAGAGAGAUAUGAGAGGGAGAACAGACGUCUGCAAGAGGCAAACAUGCGUCUAGAGCAAGAGAACGAUGACCUGGCCCAUGAGCUGGUCAGCAGCAAGAUCUCUCUGAGGAAGGAUCUGGACAACGCAGAGGAAAAAGCUGAUGCCCUAAACAAAGAGCUCCUCAUCACAAAACAGAAGUUAAUAGACUCUGAGGAUGAGAAGAGGCGACUGGAGGAAGAGUCUGCGCAGCUGAAGGAGAUGUGCCGGCGAGAGCUGGACAAAUCAGAGUCUGAGAUCAAAAAGAACGGCUCCAUCAUUGGAGAAUACAAACAGAUUUGUUCCCAGCUGAGUGAGCGGCUUGAGAAACAGCAGACAGCUAACAGAGGAGAGCUGGAAAAGAUUCGGCUAAAAGUUGAGGGCUGUGAGAAGUGCAGUGUGCUCUUCAGUAAGGAGGGCCGCCUGAAGGCUGUGAGUGCUCCGAAGGAGGGCAGUGAGGAGGAGGCUGAUGAGGAGAAAGAGGCUCUGCAGGCUCAGCUCAGAGAGAUGGAGCUGGAGCUCGCCCAGACCAAACUGCAGCUGGUGGAGGCAGAGUGCAAAAUACAGGACCUGGAGCAUCAUUUGGGUUUGGCGCUGAAUGAAGUGCAGGCGGCCAAAAAGACCUGGUUCAACCGCACUUUAAGCUCCAUUAAAACGGUGACGGGGGCCCAGGGCAAGGAGACCACCUGAGCUGUGUAGAGUCAGGAAGACUGCGCAGCCCCUGCAAUUUUCUCUUUUGCUUUGUUCCUCCUCUUUCCCCCACCCCAUCCAUCUCUCAACUCUGUUUCCCCUUCUCCCUGUUAUCUCUCCUGGCCGGUGCUGUUAACACUUUGCUGUGCCAGAACAAACCAGUUUUUCUGUACCUUUUUUUUUUCUUUUGUAAAAAAAAAAAGAAAAAAGAAAAAAAAAGAAAGUCCAAAGAAAGAAACAAAAAAAACCAUAGGGUGCAGACUACCCCUGGAACAAAUGUACUUACCUAAAUCAAGAGGAGGCUUUAUCACUAGUCUUUAUACUACUGAUAGUUUAACAGAAAGGGGCUGUCUGAGCUGAGCUGUCUUCUGCAGACACGGGAUAUUAACACAACACUCCAGCUACUGUUUUACUCAAGACUACUCACACAAACACACAUGCAAACUUCCACCCAGCAGAGGUACGAGGAACUAACAGCCUUCUUUUCGAAAGAAAAAAAAAAAAAAGAAAAGAAAACAAAAAAAAGCUUUUCUAAUUUCCGUUUGAUGAUAACUUUCAUUUGUACAGUAUAUGAAUGAGUUUGCAGUUGCAAGCUGAAGAGAUUUAUGUAGUCGUUUAGGCUGUGAUAGUCUGCUUUUAGCGUGUUUGUGUGUGAGUGCAUCGAGUGCACUAAAGGAGCUUAGUGCCGUUGACUGAGAGUGGCCAAGCAAAGUGAUUAACUGACGAUGGCUUUGUUCAUAGCUUGAGUUUAAGUGUGGGAGAUGAAUACAGUAAAGUAGCACAUUUUGUACAGUAAUAGGUAAGGAACGUGCUGCGUGAGCACCUUUCUUCUGCAGACCACUAGUUGACACCUUCCUGGUGGUAGCAAUACAUGCUAAGGGAAAAAUAAAGGCCCAGAAUGAACCAAAGGGUGAGAGGAAUAGAAGCACUAGGCCUCUUCAUGUCCCUACAGAGGACAAACUCACAGCAUUAGCCCGCGUUUACAGAUCUGACCCCUGCUUUUUAAGGAAUACACCAAUGUUUUUCAUGCUAAUCUCUAUCAGUUGCACCUGCAGUGUGCAUGCGAUGAAAGUAAUUUAAACACGUUCUAAACUAUUGGGCAGUUGCUUUAACAGAUAGGGAUUACAUUUGAGUAUACCUUUAAAGCAGUGCCGUGCACAGAAAAGCUAAUGUGACUAAUAAAUGUGGAGAAAAGAAAGCUGGCGGGGACCAAUGAACAUAACUCAAGUUAUGUAUUGACAAGUUUGCAUCUUUUAUUAGCAACAUUAACAUUUCUGAUGUGGGUUCUUUUAAUUUGUGUUGGUCAGUGUAAUGUGGGUUAUUGCUAAAUACUAAAGCACUUACUCUACCUGUCUGUGAGCUCAUCUCCCCUUACACUACAAUCUAGUGAAUACACACACACACACACAUUUACUAAAACACCAUCUGGGAAACGUUAAGCACAGUGAGUGGUUGUCACUGAUGGGGCUGUUCAAUAAGGGCAAAAUAUUUGAAUCACUACAUAUAGGGAUGCACCGAUAUGGGAAUUGUGGGCUUAUUGCAUUGUUGUGCAUAUAGGACUGUAAAUAUCAGAGACCACCUUUUAUUUGUUUAAUUUCCUGUCAAAACAGCCAAAAAUAUUAAACAUAUUUACCAAUAAAUAACACAGAAGAAUCAAAUACUAAAUAUAUAUUAUCAUACAUUUCAGUUUUAGUGUCCACACAUGAAUUUUGUGAGAAAUAUAAACACCAUCAAAGUUAUUCUUAGAAUUUUCUGUCUCAAGUAAUUGAGUAGUCUCAUACAUUCAGUGAGAUCUAGACUUGUUGGUCAGUUCAUUAUUCUGAGCAGCUUCUGUGUUUAUUUUGCAAAUUUUCUACUUUUCUGUCUGUUUCCUUUUUUUAGUCAGGGCUUCUUGAAAGCUUUCUUCUCACAGUGGAAGGGUGGACAGAAACUCCUGUGGAUGUUUUCAGAUCUGAAGCAGUUUGAUUUUCUCCUCUCUCAAAGAUGAAAGCUUUAAGUGCUGUGUAUCUGAUGAGGACAGUCUUGGUGGUCUACAAGUUUUUGCACGGUUGUUAGGAGUUCCACUUUAAUAUAUUUUUUGAAUUCCAGUUUUAGAAAGUUUUUCUCAUCUUCCUUUAGCUUUCUCCUUCCUUAUGCAAAUGAAUAACUUGAAUGAAUAAAACAGUUAAUGGCUGUUUUUGACUCAGUAAUAAAUAAAUGAAGGGUAGUCUCUGACUUUUGCACAGUAAAUAUUUAUGACAUGUAGAAACUGGGACUAAAUCUACCUGGAUUAGCAUUACAGAGAAACAUAACAUUUAUUUUUUGUAGGGGUACAAAUAAAUAUUUUGGCACAGUAGGCCAGUGUCAACUAAACACACUGCACUUCCAGAGUAUAAUAAAUACAUCAUCAAAUACUGGUUUGAAAUACCAGUCAAAUGUAAACAUGAUGCUGUCUGAUGCUAUUUUUUUAAAUAUUGAAUUUUUAAAGUUUUUUUUCUGCUGAUACUGACAUGAUUCCGAUCAUGCAUCCCUGUAUUGUAAUUACAGUACACCUUUACAACGUAUUAAAAGUCAUUUGAUAUUUAUCACUGUUGUGACAUGGCUACAGGUGGGGCCUUUUGUUGUAUUACAUGAAUAUCUUGAUUCAUUAAAACCCUCACAAAAACAGUCAUCUGGAACUGUGAUUGGUCAGGAUGCUCACAGCACACAGUGAAGAACUAUGUGAUUGGUUAGAGGCUCGUUUGCAUAUGGUAGCCUUUUGCAACUAUCUAUAUUGCAAAGACUGUCAUGGUAACCGUUAACAAACAAUAUAUUGUGUGACCCAGUUGGGGGGUGUGUGUGUGUGUCUGUGUGUGUGCGUGUGUGUGCGUGUGUGCGUGAGGGGGAGAGAAUGGGUGAAUGUGUGUGUGUAUGAGUAAAAGAGGAGGCUGUGUAAAGAACACUCUGUAGGUUUGCACCUUACAGAAUAUUUAUAAUGGGAUAUGGCUUGCUCAAGUUUUUGUUGAUGUCAGGAAGGCCCUUGUGCCCUGAGAAAAAAAACAAACAAACAAUGGGGUCAUUCCAAGAGGCACUGGCUUGUACAUAAGAAGCAUAAAGUUUUUUUUUUUUGUUUAUUUUGUAUUUCCUCUCCAUGGUAACUGUACUAAUGUUGCCUAAUAGUACUGUGUUACAGAUAAUUACUUUUUUCUUUUUUUGCUUUAAUAUUUUGUCCUAAAUGUCAAACUGCUGUCUCAUGUAUUACAUGCCAAAAUGUACCCUCAUACAACUUUACAUACAUAUGAACAUGGUAAUAGUGUAGGUUGCAUUGUGUAUACUUCCGUAAAAUUUCAAUAUAAAGCUACAAACACAAAUAUA